This is a messenger RNA of Brassica napus (rape), 1399 nucleotides long. RefSeq lists its product as uncharacterized. The record is from RefSeq and is a predicted model, not a curated record. The transcript is spliced from 3 exons. Bases 305 to 1138 code for a protein of 277 amino acids. Lineage: Eukaryota; Viridiplantae; Streptophyta; Magnoliopsida; Brassicales; Brassicaceae.
CCGGUUAUGGACAUCCGCCAAUUGAUUUAUAACACUAUCAUGUACGAGUAUUAUAUGACAAGAAUCAUCCAACUAGGACCAUUAACGAACUCUCGUCACAUUACAUAUUUUACACAUCAUCGUCCAAUGGACACUGCAAAAACAAUUUACAGAAUUUUAAUAAAAAAUCAGAAAAGGAACCUUCGAAUCUUUGGCCUUUAAGCAACCUUUGGCUGAAGCGAUUCUACUAUUCUCCUCCCCUUUUUAACCCUUUAUUUAUCACAUAUACCCAGCUGUUCCUUUUCUCAAUGCCUCUCAUAUAUAGAUGUUAAAACAAUGCAAAGUACAAUUAACUUUCAAACAUGAAACGUCCAUUUAUGAGACAUUGACAAGAGGCAUGUCGAGAACAAGAGUACGAGCCGUGACCCAUCAAGAUCUUGUUCCAAGCCCUAAAACUACCGAUCUCAGCAGCAAAACUGGUAUUUUCGUCGUGGUUUUGACCAUAAUCUUUGGUCUCUCCUGCUUUGUUCUCUGUCUCUAUGCCGAAGCCACGAGAUCUCAGGUAACAAGGGUAAGCAGCACGUGCGUGUACAACGGUAGCGGUAAAACGCCGUUGUUGUGCGGUGUGAUUGCGUUCGUGGGACUAGCGGUGGCGAUGGUGGGUUUGCACAUGUACUUACUUAUCGCAGUCACCACAUCGCCGCUUGUUCUGGCUACGUGGGAUCCUGGCUCUACUCCUGCAAAGACACUCACUUAUCAAGCAGCCUUCUUCUUCGUCUCAACGUGGCUUUGCUUUGGUGUUGGAGAGGUUCUACUAUUGGUGGGACUUAGUGUGGAGUCAGGACAUCUAAAGAACUGGUCUAAGCCAAAACCUAGUUGUCUAGUAAUUCGACAAGGCUUGUUCUCAGCCGCAGGUGUGUUCUCGCUUUUAAGCGUCUUUCUAGCCACGGGACUUUACCUAAUGGCUCUUCAAGCACAUAGAAUCUCUAAAGACCUCGAAAAUACACACAGAGUAAUUCUUGAGGCAUCAGUUCUUUAUGCAUCUCCUCCAAGAUCGCCCACGAAUCGGAUGGCUACGGUAGCUCGAGAAGCUCCAGCUACGGUUAGAGAUGAGUUGACUUCUUUGGGAUAUCUUGUUUCUCUAAAGGAACUUGCAUAAAUAGCGUAGUGUAUAUAUUAUUUUACGGGAUCUAAUUUUAACUAAAAAUGAAGGCAGGGUCUCCUAAAAUCAUUCAUCACAACUUUUUUUCCUAAAUAUUAUUUACAGUUGAAUAACACUGGAUUUGAUUUACUUUUUAUAAAUUGUUAAUUGAAUAACAAGGGAUUACAAGUGAUUUUCAAUAACUUUGCACAAAUCUCAUGUUGAAUAACACUUGAUUUGGAAAGAGUUUUUAAAAUCACUAGAUUUUUUACUCGCGCU